Molecule: messenger RNA, 435 nt
Organism: Ilex paraguariensis (yerba mate)
Lineage: Eukaryota; Viridiplantae; Streptophyta; Magnoliopsida; Aquifoliales; Aquifoliaceae
Source: the annotation of a GenBank genome assembly
AUGCAACAAGCAAUCCCAUACAGAACUUGGUUUCCCUCCCCCGCCACAGCCACCGGUGGCUCCGCCGGCCAUCAGUCACAGCCAGGUGACAAUACAAACAGUACAAACCCCAGUGUAACAAAAAUGGUGUCGGAGAAUGCCGUGAUAGUGUUCGGCCGACGUGGGUGCUGCAUGUGCCAUGUUGUGAAACUUUUACUUCAAGGGCAUGGUGUCAACCCUACCAUUUUUGAGGUUGAUGAGCAAGAUGAAGCUACAAUUAUCGACGAUUUAUUGAGAAUUAUCGGUGUAGAUGAAGGCCAGAACGAUGGCCGACCCCAGUUUCCUGCAGUUUUUGUAGGUGGGAAAUUGUUUGGAGGGCUUGAAAAAGUCAUGGCCACCCAUAUUUCCGGUGAGUUGGUGCCCAUAUUGAAAGCAGCUGGGGCUUUAUGGCUUUGA